Molecule: messenger RNA, 824 nt
Organism: Mus caroli (Ryukyu mouse)
Lineage: Eukaryota; Metazoa; Chordata; Mammalia; Rodentia; Muridae
Gene: Krtap15-1
Product: keratin associated protein 15-1
Source: RefSeq, a predicted model, not a curated record
CGCAGAUCCACCGCUGCCACUCAACUGAAAGCAGAACUCCUGAGAACAUGUCUUACACCUGCAGCUCUGGAAACUACUCCUCACAGUCUUUUGGGGGUUUCUUGAGGCAGCCAGUCUCUACCUACAACUCCUUCUACCCCACCAGCAAUGUAGUCUAUUCUCCAAAGAACUUCCAGCUGGGCUCCGCUUUCUACAAUGGACAGCAGGAGACCUUCAAUGAGCCACUUGAAGGCCACUUGCCCUGUGUGGGGUCUGCAUCCUUCCACACAUCCUGUUUCCGGCCUAAGCAAUACUUCUCCAGCCCCUGCCAGGGAGGCUUUACCGGAUCUUUUGGAUAUGGCAAUUCUGGCUUUGGAGCUUUUGGGUUUGGAAGCUCUGGCAUUCGCUCUCAGGGCUGUGGAUCCAACUUCUACCGCCCAGGAUACUUUUCUUCUAAGAGUAUCCAGUCAUCUUACUACCAGCCAGGCUACAGCUCUGGCUUUUGCGGGUCAAAUUUCUGAGCAUCCCGGUUGUCUCGUGAAGGUUUCGCUACCUGAUGGAACGCAAAUGACUUCGCCAACAUUUAGGAUUGAUCAAUGAGCAUUUGUCUCCCCAGGACUCAGCAUCAUGAUACACCUGGAAGCAAAUUAUUUUUGGAGGAUGAAGUAACCUUGACCUUUAACCUACCUUUGACCUUUCAACUCUACUACAAGAGAGAGCUAGCAUUGUUACUAUUAUGUAAAUGCUCGGAUCACUUCUGGUACCAUCCAUCUUUCUAAAUUUCAUCUCUCAUUUCUUGAGGAUUUGUUCACUCACAUUUACUUUAAAUAAACUUAUGUCUGUAG